Messenger RNA from Talaromyces proteolyticus, 1983 nucleotides. Its product is annotated as putative vacuolar segregation protein. Bases 1 to 1983 code for a protein of 660 amino acids. Gene Ontology annotation, biological process: DNA repair. Gene Ontology annotation, molecular function: metal ion binding; DNA binding. NCBI's taxonomy places the organism in Eukaryota, Fungi, Ascomycota, Eurotiomycetes, Eurotiales, Trichocomaceae. The record is from RefSeq and is a predicted model, not a curated record. The transcript has 6 exons.
AUGGCCCGGAGGGUGCUGGGCGGAGGCCGCGUCCUCGGGAGUGGGAAGAACCUCUCUCCAGCUACCUCGACUCCAUCCCCACAGCCCAAAGCCCACCUGUCGCCUUCUGCCAGCAGCUUGUCCUUGAACUCGCAAGCAUCGGCUUCGCAGUUCUCUUCCGAGGCACAAGAUCUUACCUCACGCAUUUCCCUCGAUAAUGGCGAAACGUCCAUUUCAGCCGCACCCGCCGUGUCCGGGUCACAGUUGGCAUGCCCUAUAUGCAGUGAAGAAAUGGUAACGUUGCUUCAGCUGAACAGACACCUCGACGAUGCGCAUCAUAACUUGGAGGAAGUUAGGCAAGACGAAGUGAAGGACUGGUUUAAAGCUCAGAUGGACAAAGCCAAGCGAUUUCAACCCCUGGCAGUUCUGAAUCAAAAACUGAAGGGGUUAGAUGUCUUCGAGUCUAACGAAAACUCGCAAGGGCCUUCUGUUGCUGCACCGCGACCCGCCACUUCUACAUCUGUCGAAGUACGGCAACCAGAUCCUGAUGAGGUUGUCACACGCCAUCACUGGCAACCUCGAGGACCAUAUGAUGUUUGCUAUGAGCCAAGCUGUGGGAAGAGACUUACAGCCGCUAACGGAUGUGUUAAUUGUCGAAAAUGCGGUCUGCUAUUUUGUGAAGAGCAUACAAUGUAUCAAAUGAAACUCUCACGUUCUGCUCAACAUGAACCUGUUAGAGGCUUGUGGUGUCGCGUGUGUGAAACUUGUUACAAAUCAAGAGAAGGCUAUAAUGAUCAUACUGGCUUUACGAAAGAUCAUACGGAGAUCUUCUCGCAGUUUAGGAAAAAUACUGUGGACAAAGCUUUCUUAGAAGUAUCCAGAUUGGAGAAAAGGCUUAGUCGGCUGACCCAAGCUCUCGCGAGCUUGCCCGCAGAACAGAUUCAAACAGGCACCAGCAAGAUAUGGCCUUUAGGAUGGCAGGGGGAUCAGCGCCGAGAGGUGGAGCAGUCUAUCGUGAGCUGGCAGGACGACGGAACUGUUUCCCGCUGCCCGUUUUGCCAGCAAGACUUUACGAAUUACACUUUUCGUAGACAUCACUGUAGGACUUGCGGGCGAGUUGUUUGUGGUGACCCAUCAACUGCGUGCUCAAUUGACGUUGGCUUAACAGUGUUGUCAAAAAACUCCUCAGAGAAGUCGGUGCCGGCCAAGGUUAACGUCGAUAUAAGAUUAUGCAAAGAAUGCAGGUCAACCCUUUUCAGUCGUCGUGAUUUUGAUAAAGAGAGAACAAUACAAGCACCAAUUUCCCGCGCAUAUGGGAAUCUCAUACAAUUCGAACGAGGGAUCAGACUACUUCUACCGAGAUUUCAAAAACUACUUGCCGUACUACAAGACCCCAAUAUCCCACCCACCCAUACUCAGCUUAGCGAGGCUUCAAAGGUUCGGAAGCGACUUAUAGACUCUUUUGCUCAAUACGAUACAGCUGCCCGUCGCAUACGCGAUAUGCCCACUACUUCACCCACCCAACAGAAGUUGCAGAAGUCUAUAUACCAGCAAGCGACCAAUUUUCUUCACCUGCAUAUGCUACCGCUCAAGAGCUUGCCUAAGAUUUUAAAGCAUGCGACGCCCAAUGGACAGCAUUCAAAUGGCUCAGUUCGGAGUGCCACUACCAGCCCAUUAGGAAACACAACACAUACAUCUGCUUUAGCGUCGAUAAAAUAUGGUAGCAACAACGCAAAUGGCAGCGGUUAUAGCAUCACCAGCGACAAUAGUAGCGCCAUCUCAGCACUCGAAACAGAAGAAAAAGAAUUACGGGAACGACUCAUUGUCUUAGAAGAACAGAAGUUCUUUGUCUCUGAAAUGAUUGCCGAUGCCAAUCGGCGACGGAGGUUCGACGAAGUCAGCAGUUUAGCAGUCAAUGUUGAAGACCUAAGUCGAGAAAUUGACAGAAUCAAUGGCAUGCUGAGCCAAUUGGACUUUGAAGGCGUCUAUACAAGCAACCAGUAA